Molecule: messenger RNA, 2620 nt
Organism: Impatiens glandulifera
Lineage: Eukaryota; Viridiplantae; Streptophyta; Magnoliopsida; Ericales; Balsaminaceae
Product: pentatricopeptide repeat-containing protein At2g03880, mitochondrial
Exons: 3
Coding region: 118-2106 (662 amino acids)
Biological process (GO): RNA modification
Molecular function (GO): RNA binding; protein binding; zinc ion binding
Source: RefSeq, a predicted model, not a curated record
UUCCAGAAUUCUUGUGAUAUUUUGAUUCCAAGCACUACAAAUUCAAAUGUUUAGAUAGAGAAUUCAUCGGAAAUCUUCCAAAAAUUUGUUUGGUAGAAGGGGAAGGUUAACAAAGAAAUGAAGAUCCCUUCAAUUCCAAGAUUAAAGCUUAGUUAUGGAAUUGCUGCUGCCGCUAUUAAAUUUACUGGUCAACAAUAUAUACCCAUUUUCCUUCAACCCAUUUCCUUCUCUACAGCAGCCGCCAUUGAGUUGCGGGGUAAUAAUGGACCUGCGACAAAUGCACCAUCUUCCUCGUCUCUGGUCGAUGACUUCACUAGAUUCUGCUACCAAAGGGACCUUCACAUGGCCAUGGAAACAUUGAACUACAUGCAGAUAAACAGAGUAUGGGCUGAUUGUAUUACUUAUUCGGAACUCCUAAAGUGUUGUUUGUCUCGUGGUACUAUCAAGCAAGUUAAGAUUAUUCAUAACCAUCUCUUCUCAUAUGGGCAUCGACCCAAAACCUUCUUAACCAAUGUUUUACUCAAUAUGUAUGUUAAAUUCGGUCUUGUACGAGAUGCACAUAGCCUGUUCGAUGAAAUGUCUGAGAGAAAUGUUGUUUCCUGGACUACAUUAAUAGCUGCUUAUGUUAAAGCUGGGGAUAAAGUCAAGGCAUUGGAUUUGUUGGUUCUGAUGAUGAAGGAAGGAAUCAAGCCUAAUAUGUAUACUUACUCAACUGUUUUCAGGGCAUGCCAUGGUUUGACAGACCUUAGACAGCUCCAUUGUUGUGUGAUUAAAGAUGGUCUAGAUUUUGAUCCCUUUAUUCGAAGUGCUUUAAUCGAUAUUUACUCAAAAUGGGGUGAAUUGGAUAAAUCCAUCCGCAUUUUCAACGAGGUGUCAAGUGAAGAUCCAGUCGUUUGGAACUCAAUCAUCGGAGGCUUUGCUCAGAACACUGACGGUGAUGGUGCCUUGAAUCUUUUCAAGAAGAUGAAAAGAUUUGGACUCGAACCCGAUCAACCUAGUCUAACAAGUGUAUUAAGGGCUUGUACGGGCUUAGCCUUACUAGAGCUAGGAAGACAAGUUCACGUUCAUGUACUCAAAUUUGAGCAAGAUUUAAUCCUCAACAAUGCACUAAUCGAUAUGUACUGCAAAUGCGGAAGCUUGGAGGAAUCAAACAAUGUUUUCACUAAAAUGUGGGAGAAAGAUGUCAUAUCUUGGAGUACGAUGAUAAUAGGUUUGGCUCAAAAUGGUUUUAGUCGAGAAGCAUUGGAAAUGUUCGAAUCUAUGAAAGCUUCGAGGAUCAAACCGAACUACAUUACACUUGUUGGGGUUCUUUUCGCUUGUAGUCAUGCCGGACUUGUGGAAGAUGGAUUAUUUUACUUUUAUUCAAUGAAGAAGGUUUUCGGUAUUGAACCAGGUAGAGAGCAUUAUGGAUGUAUGGUUGAUCUUUUAGGAAGGGCGGGAAGGUUUGACGAAGCAAUUAAGCUUAUUCACGAUAUGAAAUGUGAGCCUGAUGUUGUGACAUGGAGAACUCUGCUAGGUGCUUGUAGGGUUCACAAUAAUACAGAUAUUGCUAUUUAUGCUGCCAAAGAAAUACUAAAUCUUCAGCCGGAAGAUGCUGGAGCUUAUAUACUUUUAUCUAAUAUUUAUGCGAAUUCUGAAAGAUGGAAAGAUGUUGCUCAAGUAAGGAAGGAUAUGAACAUACAUGGAAUUAGGAAAGAACCGGGAUGCAGUUGGAUUGAAGUGAAUAGGAAGAUUCACGCGUUUAUAUUGGGCGAUAAGUCGCAUCCUCAAAUUGGAGAUAUAACAUCGGAAUUGAAAAUCUUAAUCUGGAAACUGAAGGAAGUGGGUUAUAUUCCCGACACAAAUUUUAUCUUGCAGGAUCUUGAAGGAGAACAAAAGGAAGAUGCAUUGUUCUUCCAUAGUGAGAAGUUGGCAAUAGUGUUUGGAAUGAUGAACUUGCCAAAGGAAAGUGUUAUUAGGAUAAGGAAGAAUCUAAGAACAUGCGGUGACUGCCACAACUUUGCGAAAAUAUUAUCCUCGAUGGAUAAUCGGAAUAUUGUUCUUAGGGAUCCUAUUCGUUAUCACCAUUUUAAGAACGGGGUUUGUUCUUGCGGUGACUAUUGGUAGGGAAACAAGGGCAAUUAGUAUGAGCAUCUUGAAGCUGUUUAUCAAUUCAAUGUGCCUUGAUGGUUGAGUUAUUCAAUAAUAACAUUCGUGGCAUGUGUUCAAGACUUUGGAAUUCCUUGAACUAGGCGAAGCAGUUGGAACUCAGAGCCAGGGAAUUGCUCCAGAUCUGAUACCUUUAUUUCUAGUCCGAAAAUUUAAGUGGGUGCUCUCCAGAAAGAAAUGAUAAAAAAAUGGAGAGAUGGAAUACAUAGGAUGAUAUACAAAUGACGUAAUGUCUACAGAUGGAACUAACUGGCUUGGGAUCAACAAGGUGAGCUCCAUCACAUCUUUUCCAUAGUUUUUUACUUGGUAGAUUCAUUGCUUUUAAGUAUAUUUUAGAUGAACCAACCAUUUACAACAGGUUGUGAUCAUUUUGUUAGAUAUAGACUGACAAUUGAUGGGUUCUUGGUUUUGAAACUACAGUCGAGUUUGAUUUAUUAUUAUAAUUUUAUCGGAAUUAUCCGUUUCUAAGUAA